CGCGAGGCCAACAAAAGUUUUGGGAAAGAAGCGUCAAUGGAGCCAAAAUACCUCGAUUAAACUACCGUUAUGUCUCUUAAAUAAGUAAUGGGCGGAAAUGCGCAGAACAUAUUUGCCUUAUAGAUACGACGACCACUCCAAAAUGACCUGGAGGCAGCAGAGUUUUUCUAAAUCGUGACAUGGAUUGGGCCGGAGCGGGUCCUCUUGGAGAAGAGGAUGUUGAAGAAUUACGCUCCGAGCGCUCGAUACGAGGACUAAAGUCAGCAGAAGAAAUAGAAAGGCUGACAGUUGACGAAAACCUCGAUGACAUAGAGCGGGCAGUGCUUCUCAUGAGUUCUGGCAUCGAGACUCAAAAACUGAGCAUCUUGAACAAAUUGCCCAAACUUCUAGAAACCAACAGUAGUGAUGUCAAUCGGAGAGUUGUUCCUUUAUUAAGGGAUUAUUUAUAUGUUGCACCAGUUCAUAUACAGCUUGCUGCAACAAAGUCUUUUACAGUUGUUCUGCAAAAUUCAACUCUACCUAUCUACCUGUUUUCUUCAUCACUAUUACCAAUAGUGUUGCAUAAUAUUAAUAAUAGGGAUUCUGUAAUUUCAGAUGCUUGGUUAGAAACUCUUCUGUUCUCUAUAGAUUUUUUACCAAAAGAUGUCAUUAAAAGAGAGAUUGUACCUUUGGCCAUAUCCAAGGGACAACUAUCACAGUCUGUCAGUUGUCGCCUUGCAAGCUGUAAGCUACUUGGACGUAUUGCACCAAAAUUUGAGCCAUUCUGGAUAAAGAAGGAAUUGAUGAUGCUAGUGACUUCUUUGUCACAAGAUGUUGAUUAUGAAGUAAGAGCUUGUAUGUGUCAGGAACUUGAACCAAUAGCAAGAGCUCUUGGAUUGGAAACGACAAAAACCACUAUUAUUCCUGAACUUGUUGAAUUGACUAAUGAUGAAGAAAAUAGUGUUCGGCUUGUUGGAUUAGAAAGUAUAACGAAUCUUCUAAGCCUUUUAGAUGAUGAUACCUGCACUACUGUCAUAAUACCACUUGUACAGAAAUUCUGUGAAAAAUGCAAUAAUUAUGGAAAAGAGUCAUUAAUUAAAGUUUCCAAAUUGUUUGGAAAAUUAUGUCAUGGGUUGUCAGUCAAUUUUGAUGAAAACCAAAGGAAGUGGUUCCUUGACUAUUACAGAAGAUUAUGUGGUUGUGGAAAUCCAAACAAAAAUAAUAAAGUUGGAAGUGUGACAUUGGCACUUCAGAAUUAUAGUUUAUCUGGAGCAACAAUACAAGAUGAUGAUGAUGCAGAAUGUAGAAGAUGUUGUGCGUACAAUUUACCUGCAAUGGUGCUGUUUGCUGGACCUCAAAAGUUUAAUACAGAGUUAUCAGGAGUUUUCCAUGAUCUUGUGGAAGAUCCUCAUGCAUUGGUUAGAAGGACUGUUGCAUGUGGCUUUCAUGAGGUUGCUAAACUUCUGGGUUCUAAUGUUGGCCUUACAUUACAAGAUUUAGGUAUAUUAUUAAAAGAUGAAUCUAUAGAGGUUCUUCAAGGACUCAUUCCAAAUUUACCAGAGAGUUUAGAAUGUUUAGCCAAUAGAGGGCAUGCAGCUAAGUUAAAUAAUUUAUCAGAGUUAAUUGCGUCAUUAGUAGCAUGUGAAUUGGCGAUUGCAUCAUCAAGUAACUGGCGGCUCCAUGUGGAACUCUUGGAGAAAUUUGCUUGUUUUCCAAAAUGUCUGACUUCAGACCAAAUCUACUAUAAGUUUGUCCCAUUGCUCUUUCGGCUGUUAUCUUCAAAUCGUGUAUUACCAGUAAAGCUAGCAGCCGCUAGAACACUUUGUGUCUUCAUAAGAUUCAACAGAAAAUUUGAGCAAAGACAGGAAUUGUGCUGUAGACUAAUACAAGAAUGCGGAAGAGGCAAGAGUUAUAAAUCAAGACUACUUUUCAUUGACAUCUGCAAAUUUAUCAUGGAUUUAUUCUCUAGAAGUUUUUUCAAAGAGAAUUUCUUUGAGUUUUUAUUGGAAUUGGCUUCGGAUCCAGUACUGAAUGUUCGGUUAAAGUUUUGUUCCGUAUUACCAACACUAAAAUCCGUCCUCAAACUGUCAGAUCGUGCCUUACUACAACAACUUGAACAGUGCGUUCGAAAAUUAUUGAGCUCUGAGCAGGAACCAGAUGUCUGUGCAGCAAUUCGAGAGGCUGUAAUGAAACUGGAUAAAAUAGAAAUUGCCAUGGAUAUGUAUUCUCGAAGAACUGUGUUUGAAGAUGACUUAAAUGAUCAAAAGAAAGAAGAGGAAGAAAAACUUCUUAAAGCCAUGGAGGAUAAAGAGAAAGAAGAAAUGGCUGGGGGGCGUCAACCGUCUGACUUGCGGAAAAAAGGCAAUAGAGACGAUAAAAAUAUUAGAAAAGGUUCAAUUAAAAAUAAAGGCAGCAAGAGUGACGGACAAAAUGCAAAGAAAACUACUAACCCUCAAGCUUCAGGGAGUUCAGGAUCGUCCAAGAUGGCUUCAAAAAGCUACACAGCACAAUCCAAAACUCUUGGUUCAUCUAAAAGUUCGCCAUCGACAAGUCUCCAAAGAUUACCGAAUAUGUCGUCAGCUUUACCUUCGGCAUCUUCCGCGACCUCGUCAUCGUUAGGUGGAGCCGGUCGCAAGGAUUCGCCUGCUCUGAGUAGUUCAUAUACUUCCACAUCAAAGUCUGCUACUAAAACAAAAAUAGACAAAACGACGGAUCGUAGCACAACAUCAAAGACCAAGCGCUCAAGUGCAUUGUCCCAAAGCAACUUUAGGUGAUUUUGUGCUCGAUAUAAAUGGACUGUGGUGUUCAACAAGAAAACGAUGUCAACACCUGCGUAUGAAUAUAUGCAAUAAAAAUGGUGCUAAAUAUUACAGGCUAUCCAUUGAGGAAGAUCAAAUUGUCAUAACAAAUGUUGCCAUAUAGUCCGUGGUCAGUAGUCCAGGCCUUGUUCUACCUCUGGUCAAAUAAAUGGUUUGCCGAGUUGGCUAGCCGAACUGCCAGAGAGUUUAACUAAUAAAACAGUUAAAUAUAAUUAUAUGCCCACUGACGUUCGUCUAGCGACGUUUUCUCAAACCUAAGGAAGCUAUUCACGUCUUCACGAAACCACGAAGCUACGAUAUUCAUAAAUAUGAAGAAACUACAAACAAAAUUUGAGAGUGGAACGAAAAUGAAACUCCAAACUUUACAUUCGUAGCUUCUUUCAAGCAACGCCUCAUCAUUUUGAAAUUAUGAUAAUAUCGUAAUCUGGAGAUAUGAGAAGCUUUACUUAUCACACCGAAUGCUAAAGCGUACUAGAACGGCUUGGAUAAUUCUUUGAAGCGAUAGUGUAAAGUGAAGUUCAAUUGGUAAUUAUAGACUGUCUAUUGAAUCUUAUGGGAUUCCUGUUGGACUGAGAUGUGGAAGAGAGAUGACGGACCCAUUCUCAUCUCUUUGACUACACAGGAACCCCAAAAUUAGAAGUUGUCUCUGAGCAGAGGCUAUUAAGACUGAGAUUGUAUAUAUUAGUUUUUGGAUGUCCUUAGAUAUGUUGAUCACAGAUAGUGCUAAUCUCAAGAGACAAUUCAAUUUCUUACUCGUGUAGUAUUAAUUGAUCUGAUCUGAUCUUAUCAGAUGGAACAAUACUGUGUUAGAACUAAUUUAUGUUUCACUGUCAACCCCAGUGCCCUGUCAUUCGUUUGUAUUUCGGCGAGCAUGCGCAGAAUGACAGGGCUCAGGGGUCGAGAGCGAGUUAAGUUUUUAAAACGAUGGAAAGUAAAAAUCAUUGUUUAUGAA
Molecule: messenger RNA, 3750 nt
Organism: Actinia tenebrosa (Australian red waratah sea anemone)
Lineage: Eukaryota; Metazoa; Cnidaria; Anthozoa; Actiniaria; Actiniidae
Product: serine/threonine-protein phosphatase 4 regulatory subunit 4
Cellular component (GO): protein serine/threonine phosphatase complex; cytosol
Molecular function (GO): protein phosphatase regulator activity
Source: RefSeq, a predicted model, not a curated record